Cyanistes caeruleus (blue tit) is the source of this 3804-nucleotide messenger RNA. The record is from RefSeq and is a predicted model, not a curated record. Lineage: Eukaryota; Metazoa; Chordata; Aves; Passeriformes; Paridae.
UAGUCCUCAGCUGCCAGCAUCUGAUUAAAACCAUAUCGCUCGCUGUGAGUGGCUGACUAAUCUCAAGGCGAGAGUGCAGCCGAAUAUUUAACCGGGGCCCCGGUCCCAGCCAGGCUACGGCUGCGCUCGGCGGAUCAUGCACGGAGCGGCACGGAUCUAGCCCCCUACAGUGAACGUAACUGGCCACAAUCCCAUCAUGUCUACUGAAGCUGAAACUGCUGCUCCCAACAGCCAGCCUGAACAACAGGCUCCACCAAAGGCACAGUCUUCAAAGAAGGAAAAAAAGAAAGGGCCAGAAAAAACAGAUGAAACCCUCUUGGCUAGAUUCAAAGGUGAUGGUGUAAAAUACAAGGCUAAACUGAUUGGCAUAGAUGAUGUUCCUGAGGCAAGAGGAGACAAAAUGAGUCAGGAUUCAAUGAUGAAGCUGAAGGGAAUGGCAGCAGCAGCCCGUUCCCAGGGUCAGCACAAACAGAAGAUCUGGGUAAACAUCUCCCUCUCUGGAAUCAAGAUUAUAGAUGAGAAAACUGGGGUCAUAGAGCAUGAGCAUCCAGUAAACAAAAUCUCCUUUAUUGCUCGGGAUGUAACAGACAAUCGUGCCUUUGGCUAUAUAUGUGGAGGAGAAGGCCAGCACCAAUUCUUUGCCAUAAAAACAGCCCAACAGGCUGAGCCUCUGGUUUCUGAUCUUAAGGACCUCUUCCAACUAAUCUAUAAUAUGAAGAAGAAGGAAGAAGAAGAAAAGAAAAAGAGUGAAGAAGCAAGUAAGACUGAGAAUGGUGGUGAAGAACUGCCUGCUGAUCAAGCUGACAAGGCGAAACUGGGAGUUGACCAGAUGGACUUGUUUGGGGAUAUGUCAACACCCCCUGAUAUGAGCAGCCCCACAGAGGCUAAAGAGAUUCUGUUAGUGGAUUUUAAUUCUGAAAUUGAGACCAAACAAACCUUUGCAAAAGAGGAUCUCUUCUUGAAUGGCAUCACAGCCUCUCUUCCACAACCAAAGGCACAGACACCCUUCUUGCCUGAGAGUUCUUUCUCUACCAAUCUCAGCUUCUUUCCUACACCUAAUCCAAACCCUUUCAGUGAUGAUCCUUUCACACAGCCAGCCCAAUCUGCACCACCUUCAUUUGAUUCUCUAAAAUCUGAUCAGAAGAGAAGUCCAACUACAUCAGGGGGUAAUGGUGCUUCAAACGGUGAUAUUGACUACUUUGAUAAACAGUUUGACCAGAUUUCUAAUAGAACUGGCAAACGAGAAGCACUGACAUGCCUGUGGCCACUUGAGAGUAAGUCACCUGCAGCAAGAAUUCCCAAUGUGAUACCAGAGAGAGAACGGAAUGGCUUUCUUGAAGUCCCAACAAAACUGGUUGUGGAAGGUGCUUCCAAAGGAACAUCUCUGAGAAUGGAGUAGCAGAAUGGAGUAAAUCUGGAUUCUGAAAACAAUAUCCAAUUUGUGCCACAUGAGCCUAUAACAAUUAGCCCACCACCACAGAGUACCAAGCCAGGAAGAGGAAGGUUUCAUAGUCUGACUGCAUCGAAUGACUUACUCAGCUCAGACUUCUUUGUGCCAUCUACGGAGAGCCUUAACUUGAGCUCAGGGUCACAGGCAGGAGCUCAGCUGACUAGUCCACUGGACCUCUUCAAAACAAGUUCUACCAUAGCAUCUCCACUGGCUGGUCUAGGUGGUUUGCCAGUCACUUCAUCACCAUGGACCCCGCAAACAGUUUCCUUCACUCAGGCUACAUCAGUCUUCCACGGGUCUAUGAUGUCUGCGCAGUCUCCAGGAUUUACUCAACCACUUGCCUUUGGCACUCAAGCAGUGCCAGGCUGGAACCAAUCUUCAUCCUUUGGUACCACAUCCACUCAGUCUUCUGGUCUCUGGCCGCAGCCAGCACAAGUGCCACCUAGUUCUUGGGCACAGCCAACCAGUGCUGUAAAUCCUUUCCAGAGCAGUGUGUUCACAUCUCCAACGCUACCAGCUCAGACAGCCUCGGCUCUGCCCUCCAUGUCAACAUCAGCUAGCCCACCUCAGCCACCACCCAGAACUACACAGCAGAAGGAGCUGUCCAAGAAAGAGAGCGAUGCAUUCAUUGCUCUGGAUCCACUUGGGGAUAAAGAAAUGAAGGAUGUCAAGGAAAUGUUCAAAGACUUCCAGCUGACAAAGCCACCUGCAGUACCAGCAAGGAGAGGAGAACAGCCAAGCCUUUCAGAACCACCAAAGCCUGUUCCUCGACAAAGUGCGCUCCCACAAAUACCAAAACCUCUAAAUGACAUUACCACCACAAAAAAAGCCAUCAAUUUUUUUUUUUUCUCCUUAAAGGAAUCUCAGAAUCCACCUUCUGGUCCUUUUGGUCAUGAAUUUGGCAACCCAUUUGCAUAGAUCAGGCAUAACCAGAAAAGGACAAAUGGAAUAACUGGACCUCUUCUCAACGUGAUUUUUCUACGUGUUUCACUUUGCUGUCUGCUAUUCUUGCUGUUGCUUCAUGAUGUCUGCAAUCUAAAAUAUAUCCAGGUGGAUUGAAGCAUGGACCCUCAAAGAACAUGCUGUGAAGAUGAUAAUUCAGGGCAAAGCAAAUGGGGAUAUUGACUCACGCUGAAAACCCAAAUUCAGAUUGGUGGAUGUUACCUUUACUUUAGUUCUUUGCACUCCUCUACAGAGAGGUUGGCAGCACUGAGUAAUGUCUUGUACCAUUUCCCUUUACAUGGCACUUACUGUCCCAGAAUAGAGGAACUUAAUGUACCCUAGGGGAGAGUUGUUGCCUUUGCAUAAGGGUGUUGAAUUAGUAGCUAAAACUCCACACAUUUAAACAACUAGGUCAGUUGCCCAUUAUGACAGCAGCAGCCAGUUGUAAAGUGGAUGCUACUCAAUUCUAACUGGUGACUAGACAGAUGGCUUGGUCUUCUAGCCACAAAAAUUUAACUAUGUGUAGAGGAAAAUAAUAUUACUCUAUUUAACUAAAAGUAUCAUUCCACCACAAAUGUGUCAUUAAGGGACUGCGGGGUCUGUAACAGCGCUGCUGAAGCCCUGAGUACUAGAGGCCUACACUGUAAGCUGCAAAACUUCUUGCAGAACAUUUAGGUAGUUGUGGACACUAACUGUUGUCUUGGUGCUAAUAUGGCAGUUUUCAGGGAGGGAAAUCUACUAGGAUUACUUUUCUAUUAAGGUGGCUUGGCAAACAAAUGAAACAGGAAGGUAGGGUUCUUUCUUACAUCUCAGUGAAUCCCUGAUGUGCUAAGUUUGAGUUGUCAUGGUGUAGUGGGGUAUGUUUCCAGCAUGCUAGAAAACAAAAACACCAAAAUAGCUUCACUCCAUGCCUAGGUUCCUUGUGAACAGAUGCACCAUCUCUGUGCUAUUAAUGUGAGGUAGUACUCUAUCUUUUGGAAAACAUGCCUCUUCUCAAGAGCCUCUUUACUAACAGGGUUUUGAACCAGUUACAACUGCCUGUAACAGCUACAUUCUUGGCCAGUGGUGAUGACUGAUGUGUCAGAAGUUUUUCUGUUAUUGUUAAGUAUAAACUUGAAAUGUUAUUGUUAAAUCAAAUGCCUAAGCUGUUGCUAAACUGGAGAGCUAAGAAAGUCAACUUGAAUACAGCCUUAGUAUCCAAUUCAGCCAGUCAUGCAAUUAGUUGUGUAUACAAACUUCUCUUGCACUUUCUGUAAUGCAAAAAAAAAAAUUUUAAAAAAAUAAAAUCACAAAUUUAAGUAUUUGUCUCAAACUGGAAAUGUAGAAACUUAUUGAUGUUACACUGUUAUAUAAAACUGUAGUAUCUGUUACUUAAUGACAUUAAAAAGAAGCAACUCUUCAUACCAAAUAAG